AUUACUUAGCAGAACAUGGCUAACAGGCAACUGCGAAGUGAAGAUUUGAAACGCGCCCUGAAGGCAUGCAUCGUCCAACCGGUAAUAAGAAAAUAUCAGGUAGUAGCCGUUCGUGCGAUGUGGGGAAGUGAUGUUGAUGCCCGCGAGGUCAUUUGGGGCAAGAGAAUGCAGAUGGAGAACAUAUUGCUUAGCAACGAACAAGUAUCCUGUUUUUUUUCUUGUAUUACCUAUAUGGCCAGACCUCGUAAGAGAAAGUCGAUGAGGAAUGAAGGGGAGGAAGAAGAAGGAGCCGACUCUAGCAGUGAAGGUGAUAACAGAAACGGCGCAAAUGCGCCUGAAACAUUUCCUGGCAUUUCUUUCUGGAUCGCGUGCGACUUGCCAAACUGUACCUUAAGUCAAUUUGAAACAAAUUUGUCGAAGUCUUUUAUGCAAGCCGGGUUGAAUUUAACAACGUGCAAUGCUAUACAGACAAGAGGUAAAUACUUGAACCUUUUAGUACUUGAAAUACUGUCAAUGUUUUUCGAAUAUUUUACGCCACAUUUGAUAUUUGUAGGCAAAACCAGUGCAUUGCAAGCAUUCUCAGGAUCGUUAUACCAAGUCUUGAAAGACCACAAUAGGGAAGAAGCAAAACGGAUAGUUGAGAUAUCCCAUCGCACAAUGAUUAGGAGUGCAGCUAGAGAUGAAGGUGUUCAACUUGACCACGUUGCUGUAAUGGAGAGCGAACAGUACUCGAUGAAACCCUGUCAGUUAAUUCUAACAAAAAAUAUUGAUAAAGAGGUAUAUCAAGAUGUAAUUCGUGGUUUAUCCGAAAUCAGAUUUACAUCGCUUGAUUUAAAAGUAAUUGAUAAAUCGGAAGGCACAGAAGUAACUAUUCCCGUUAAGCCAACUAACAAACUUUGUCAAUCCGUGGAUAUAGUUCGAAGGAUGAUGGAGAGGAAUAGCUUUGGACUGUGCAAUGGAGGUGUAUACAAAAAGAUAGGAGAAAGCAGAUACACAUACGUUUACUGUUGUUCGGUGAAAAGCUAUCUCUAUCGCUCGUUGAAAAACAAAGCAAUCGCCAAUGAAAUUACGCCAAAUUUACGAGAGUUGGUAUUUUUGCUGUCGGACGGCGAGUGUCAAAUAAUUGAUCAAAUAACUCUGGAUUACAAUUACAUUGAAUGCUUGCCAAAUGGAGUUUGUUAUAACAUCGCCAAAAAAUGUUUCGAUGUCAAGCCAAAUUUAAAGGGAUCUCCCCGAGCAUUCGUACGGUACUUUCAUCGUGAGGGAAAAAAUCCCGAACCAAAGCCAUUUAUAGAAGGUGUCGAAAAUAGCUUCCCAGAUAGAAAUGUGCGGUUGCGUUUUUAUCAAAAAUGGUACCAAAUUUUGCUCGCCGGUCAGUAUCCCAUGAAAGAAAAGAAAUUGUUGCUGGUAGGUCCUCCUGAUAGUGGAAAGACUAGUUGGUUUGCUCCAUUUCAAGGCAUUAUUCCAGAAAUGUACAUUGCUGGCGUGGUUCGGGAUGGUCGAUUCUCAGGCCACCUGAUAAAUAGAAAUACACAAGUCGUAUUUAUGGAUGAAUGGACUAGCGACAGUCUAUGUUGUGAAGAUGCAAAAAGAAUAUUGCAAGGCGGCUUGGUUAUGAUCCCGCAAAAACACAAAGAACCGGCCCGUUUUCAAUACAAUUCGGGUUUUUUUAUAACAACUAAUAUAAUGCCGGACUUCGGAAAUGGUGUAGAUGGUGAGGCUAUCCUGCGUCGUCUUGAAGUUUUCGAAACUAAGACACUUCGAGUGAAGGACAAUAGCAUAACAAGUAAGUAUCUCAUGAGAAUAAAUGAUAACAAUGGUGUAAAUCAAUAUGCAUAA
Molecule: messenger RNA, 1839 nt
Organism: Hydractinia symbiolongicarpus
Lineage: Eukaryota; Metazoa; Cnidaria; Hydrozoa; Anthoathecata; Hydractiniidae
Exons: 5
Coding region: 16-1839 (607 amino acids)
Source: RefSeq, a predicted model, not a curated record